AUGGUUGACAUCACAAUAGAAGCAAUGAAGCCUGCAUUUCCUGCAUCCACACCCUCUCUUGUCUCACAAGAAGUAUUUACAUCGACACCUUCUUCCGCAACUUCUACUGGAUCUUUAAUCAGUAAAGCGACCGAUCGUAUUCAAAAUCGUUCUAACAAUAAUGAUCAUACAUCAUCUGCAUUCAUCUCACAAACCACUACUCUUACUCCAGGCAAUCAUCAUCACAAUAGUAAUUCAAUUAAUAUUAUUAAUGAUAAUGUUGAUAAUUUAAAUCAUAAUCAUAAUGACAAUUCUAUCCAACAUCACGAUAAUUUAACACGGACUUCUUCGAAAAUAAAGCGUCAAUUACAACAGCAGGUCAUAAUUUCAUCUUCGAUUGACAACAAUAUAACAUUGCCAGCGAAAAUAACAUCAUAUUCAACAUUAAUGGAACCAAAAACACUUAUUCUUGAUUUGGAUGAGACUCUGAUUCAUUCAGCCUUAGGAGGAUCACGAGCUGCUGCGCAAAUGAUUGAAGUUAUGGUUGAUAAACAUGCUUGUCUAUAUUAUGUUCACAAAAGGCCACAUGUUGAUCGAUUUUUGAAAAAGGUAAGCGAGUGGUAUAAAGUGGUUAUUUUUACUGCUUCUAUGUCAGAAUAUGCGGACCCCGUCAUUGAUUGGUUAGAUCCAAACAAAAAUUUGAUAUCAAAUCGAUACUUUCGUGAGUCAUGUACAAAUCGCAGUGGCGCAUAUGUUAAAGAUCUUACUAAAGUCGAGCCUGAUCUUUCUAAGGUUUGUCUGAUAGACAAUUCGCCUAUCUCAUAUUCGUUGCAACAAGAUAAUCCAAUCAUUACAGAAAACGGGAUACCUAUCAAGGAAUGGAUUAAUGACCCAAAAGAUGAGGCACUUUUGGAUUUGCUACCAUUUCUAGAUGCUUUAAGAUUUACAGAAGAUAAACGUGGACUUUUAGAAAAAAACACAGCCAGUAAUAGGCAUAGUUGGCUUGGAUAA
Messenger RNA from Ambispora gerdemannii, 990 nucleotides. The record is from the annotation of a GenBank genome assembly. Lineage: Eukaryota; Fungi; Glomeromycota; Glomeromycetes; Archaeosporales; Ambisporaceae.